GUGUGGCAUGGACAAAAGUGUAGGUAAGUCUCAGGUAAUCAACUCAUCAGUUAGUACAUCUACACUGACAUAUGAUGGUCAUGUGACUGCAAAUCCAAACAACCCUGCUGAAUUUGUAAAUCAUGGACUAUUCCUCUGGAACCAAAGCAGAGAGCAGUGGAUAGGACACAAGAAGCUUGUCAACCAACCACAACAGCUCCGUGAACCUAAAUUAAAUUGGAAUGCUACGUAUGAUAGUUUGUUUGGGAGCAACAAGCUGUUGCCCAUGUCUAUCCCGCUUGCUGAAAUGGUAGAUUUCCUAAUGGAUUUUUGGGAGCUGGAAGGACUGUACGAUUGACAUGUUUGUAAGUAAGGGAUUAUUUUAUCGAUGAAUGAUGAACAGUCAAGUAGUGACAGACACUUAGAUAGGCUGAUGUAAAUUUGAUUUACUUCGUGACUGGGAAGGUAGGAGGUUACUAAUGGAGUUUCUCUAAUGAAAUUUAAUUAACUUCUGGCAAAUUGAAACAUUUUGUACUGAUAAAGGCGUGUUUAGACAUGAAUUAAUUGAUAUUUUAAAGAAAAUAUUUGCAAGUUGAGAUUGUGUUUG
Solanum stenotomum is the source of this 586-nucleotide messenger RNA. RefSeq lists its product as uncharacterized. Lineage: Eukaryota; Viridiplantae; Streptophyta; Magnoliopsida; Solanales; Solanaceae. The record is from RefSeq and is a predicted model, not a curated record. Bases 8 to 337 code for a protein of 109 amino acids. The transcript is spliced from 4 exons.